This is a messenger RNA of Carcharodon carcharias (great white shark), 3486 nucleotides long. RefSeq names its product retinoic acid receptor beta-like. Gene Ontology annotation, biological process: regulation of transcription by RNA polymerase II; retinoic acid receptor signaling pathway; cellular response to corticotropin-releasing hormone stimulus. The record is from RefSeq and is a predicted model, not a curated record. Bases 588 to 2171 code for a protein of 527 amino acids. Lineage: Eukaryota; Metazoa; Chordata; Chondrichthyes; Lamniformes; Lamnidae. The transcript is spliced from 10 exons. Gene Ontology annotation, molecular function: zinc ion binding; nuclear glucocorticoid receptor binding; nuclear receptor activity. Gene Ontology annotation, cellular component: transcription regulator complex; nucleus.
GCCUGGGUAGGGUUCAGAGAAAGUUCACUUGCAUAUAUUAGGCAAUUCAAUCUUUUACUGUGCUUGUGUGACAUAAGGAGUAGGAAGUAAGCUGGUCAAAAGCAGGACGAGCCAUUUUGGAAAACAAGAGGGGUGAGCGGAGCUAUUUUUGCGGCUGCAGAUUUGUAUCGUUCAAAUUGUGCCAGGGAUCGGGAGAUUUCCGCGGGUCCCACAGAGCCAAGAGCGAAAGAGACUCUCAGCGAAAGGGCAGCUGCCAAGGCUGAAUAUUAGGCAGCUUGACUUCCCCACUCCUCCCCUUCACCCUCUCUCUUUUUGAAUUGAGCGCCGUAUCUGACUUUGGGGGAAAAAUGGUAAACGAUCAUUUGGAUCAAUUACAGGCUUUUAGUUGUGUUGUCUGUCAUAAUUCAUGAUUCUGCUCUGGGAAAAAGACCAACAGCUCUUACGUGCCAAGAAAAAGAGGGCAGGAAAAAAAAAUAUAAGGGCAGAGUUUUGAUGGGAGUUCGAACAACUUUUUCUUUGCAAAUUUGCCCACACCUAGAGAGAGAGGAGAAACACUUUUCUUCGCAGGUUGUGGACAGCCUGUCGUCAUGUUUGACUGUAUGGAUGUUCUCGCAGUCAGCCCUGGGCAAAUGCUGGAUUUCUACACUCCGAGCCCGUCCUCUUGCAUGUUGCAAGAGAAAGCUCUGACUGCAUGCUUCAAUGGACUGACACACAGGGACUGGCAACAGAGGCACAGCACUCAAUCAAUUGAAACACAGAGUACCAGUUCUGAAGAGAUUGUACCGAGUCCACCAUCCCCAAUUCCACCCCCACGGGUAUACAAACCUUGCUUUGUCUGUCAGGACAAGUCAUCAGGCUAUCACUAUGGAGUCAGUGCCUGUGAAGGAUGCAAGGGUUUCUUCCGCAGAAGCAUCCAGAAAAAUAUGGUUUAUACUUGUCACAGAGAAAAAAACUGUGUCAUCAACAAGGUUACUAGAAAUCGUUGCCAGUACUGCCGAUUGCAGAAGUGCUUUGAAGUGGGCAUGUCUAAAGAGUCGAGCAGACAGCAGGGAGCUGACGAUGUGACGUCACAAUGCCGCAAAGGAGGUUCUGAAAGGAGUUUUGGCAGAGGCCUGCUGAUUCCAACCGUAAGAAAUGACAGAAACAAAAAGAAAAAGGAGACCCCAAAGCAAGAAUGUUCAGAAAGCUACACAAUGACAGCAGAAUUAGAGGACUUAAUUGAAAAGAUUCGCAAAGCUCACCAGGAAACCUUCCCUUCUCUUUGCCAGCUGGGGAAAUAUACUACAGUUGACUUUCCAAAUACAGACUUGGAGCUUUGCCCAUUUGGAGUACGUGUUGGAAAAUGGGCUGAAAAUUGUGGGAAUCAAGCUAGCAAUUUCCUGAUAGACAGUGAAAGUGAGAAUUCCAGUGCUGACCACCGGGUACGGCUUGACCUGGGUUUGUGGGACAAAUUCAGCGAACUCGCCACAAAGUGCAUUAUCAAAAUAGUGGAAUUUGCUAAACGACUGCCUGGCUUCACGAGCUUGACCAUUGCAGAUCAGAUCACUCUGCUCAAAGCUGCCUGCCUGGACAUCUUGAUUCUCCGAAUCUGCACCCGAUACACCCCUGAGCAAGACACAAUGACCUUCUCUGAUGGCCUUACCUUGAACAGGAUUCAGAUGCACAAUGCGGGUUUUGGCCCUCUCACUGACCUCGUCUUUACCUUUGCCAACCAACUCCUGCCACUUGAAAUGGAUGACACCGAGACUGGUCUUCUUAGUGCCAUCUGUCUGAUCUGUGGGGACCGCCAAGAUCUAGAAGAUGCAGAAAAAGUGGACAAAUUGCAGGAACCACUUCUGGAAGCUUUAAAGAUUUAUAUACGGAAAAGAAGACCCAAUAAACCCCAUAUGUUCCCAAAGAUAUUAAUGAAAAUCACAGAUUUGCGUAGCAUCAGUGCAAAAGGUGCAGAACGUGUCAUUACACUUAAGUUGGAGAUUCCUGGAUCAAUGCCACCCCUUAUCCAAGAGAUGCUGGAAAACUCAGAAGGGCAUGAUCCCCUUGCACCCACAACGAACACAAGCACAGAAAGUAAUGGGAGCAGCAGUCAAGCACUAGAAGCAACUUCCAGCCCCAGUCUGUCUCCCAGCUCUGCAGCCAAUGGACCAAACAGCCAGGUACCAAACACAGAGUAAAUGGCGCUGCAGUGACCACAACCAUUCCCAAAUGUGAUAGUUUCUUCUCUCUUUUGUUCUGAAAUACCAAGGCCUGAAGGAUCAGGUUGAUAAUUGUAUAUUCAACAUUAAAACCGCUGUAGCUCUUGACGCUAAUCGACUUUUGAGUAUGAAAAUACUGAAUCAUAAACUGUUUUGGUCAGAUUCUCUCCUCCUGGAUUGUACGCAGGCAGUUCAAAGACUGAUGUCUGGUAAAGCCCAUCUAUGUGUCCACUAUUGCAUGCUGGGAAGAAGCUGUGGAAAGUGAUGUAGAACUCUGAUUAUUACUUUAUUUUGCAGAGUUACUCAAUGUAUUCUAAAUUUCUAUGCUGGAGUUUCUGGUGCUUUCUCAUUGUCUUGCAUAUCAUGUCUAAAUACAUACACCAUGUUAUGGAACAAAGCCUAAGUACUUAGAUCAGGUGAGUUAUGGUCACAGAAUUCUCUGGUUUAGACAAUAUGGGACAUUUGUUAUUAUUCUCAAUGUUACUGUUGUAUUUUCUUGCAUUUCUUAGUCAAAAAAGCCUGAAGGUUGGGAUUUUAUCCUCAGUGCACCAGCAUUCAAUUUUGUCAAAUAAGGACAUAUCUCCACCUCUUUUUGCAAUGAAAAACAAAGUUUGAUAUUUAAUUUUUUUUAAAUACUAGCACUUUGUGCUGGUAGUAAUUGUUUCUCACUGGCAGUUAGCCUACACUACCAUGUUGUUUGUAUGAAUGUUUACAAUUCACAAGCACUUAAGUAACAGAUUUUUUUAAAAUAAAAGCAACUCUCUGCAUACAGUUAGUCUGAACGUAAUAUUUUUUUGUGGUAGGGUUCACCUAUUGCCUAUUGGUUUUGUGCUAGCAUACAAAGCUAGUAAAAAUGUUUGUUUAAUUAUUUCAGCUGUGCAGAUUCAUUUCAUGUUCAACAACAUAUCAAGAGAUAAAGUAAAGUGCUGCAUGUUGUUUGCAGUAAAGAUAGCCUCCAAGGCACAACACUUCUCAGUGUUAUUUUGUUAUUUUAUUUGCUUGUACAUGAGCCAGUAAGUAAAUUUCAUCUGGUGGCUGACACACAUUAUAUCUCUCUGCAGAAGCGUGUUCUAUCGUAGAUUUGUUCUUGAGUACAGUAAUUUGAGUUUAUUGAAUCAUUCUUGUAGUGUCUGAAACACUAGUGGGAUGUUGUUUUCUAGCAUUAGGACUGCUCUGUACUUCUACUGGCUCAGUUUGUACAUUGAGAUUGUUUAACAAUGCUUUCUAUGUUCAUAUACUGUUACCUUUUCCAUCAAGUUUCCUGGCAAAAGAAUAAAGUAUAUUUAUUUUAAAA